This is a messenger RNA of Populus trichocarpa (black cottonwood), 1237 nucleotides long. RefSeq lists its product as uncharacterized. Lineage: Eukaryota; Viridiplantae; Streptophyta; Magnoliopsida; Malpighiales; Salicaceae. Bases 375 to 1007 code for a protein of 210 amino acids. The transcript has a single exon. The record is from RefSeq and is a predicted model, not a curated record.
CCAAAUCUUAAUUAACGUAACCUUAAGAACAAAGCCUAUUCCUCUCUUUUCAUCUGUUUUUGCUUGCCUAUAACUAAACGAACUCAAGUCGCUCAAAAGAGAAGAAACCACAAAUAUUCAAAGUGAGAAAGGAAAAGCGGGAUCAUGUAGCCCAGACUACACCAUUUGCCUAAGAAAACGGAAAAUCUAACUCUCUCUCUCUCUCUCUCUCUCUAUAUAUAUAUAUAUAUAUAUAUAUAUAUAAUAGCUUAAUGAACUUAUAUCCCUCAACAGCAAAAAACAUUUCCAUCAUUGCAUCACUACUGUUUUACAGAAACAGCACAAGUUAGCUACUAAAUUAUUUAGGCUAUUGAAAUAUCAUCCAGAUAUUUGUUAUGGAUUUUGUCCAUGGCGGUACUGAUAGUACUGAUCAUGAGAAGAAAACUUCUGUUCUUCAAGGAGAUAAUUUCUUCAUCGAUAGAGUUAUCUCAAGAAACUCUUCUGUGGGUUGCUCUUCGCGUAUAUUCUACUACCGGAGUGCAGAAGGGGUACCAUUUAAAUGGGAAAUGCAGCCAGGGACACCCAGAGAUCCCCCCAAAGAAGAAAUUAUUCCCGCACUUAGCCCCCCACCGGCUAUGCUCAGCUUAGGGUUGCCAAAGCCAUGCAUAGAUAUUGAAGAGCCUAAGACUUCAAUGCGGUCAAGGUUCAGAUUCUGGAAACACAUCAAGAAAAAUAAAAGAAACAAGAAAUCCCAACAAGGGUCUGAGGGGAAUAAUGUUGUAAAUGUUGCUAAUGACGAGUCUUGUACAUUUGAAAGGUUUGAUUUUUAUGGCUCUGAUAAUGGUGAUUUCAUAGCCUCGUCUCCGCGCAAUUCAAGCUCUUCAUCUUCACUGUCUUCCUCUAAUGGCCAUUCAAGGCAAUUGCCGAGAAUUGAGAGUCCUUCUAGGGGAUCAACGCAAGAGCCUCAUGGUUGCAUUCCUUGGAAUUUUAACGCAGUUCUUGUUAGUGUUGCGAGGCGAAAUAUCUGACAAUUUCCCUUGAGAUCAUAUGCUAUCUGUAGUAAUCAUGCGGUAAGAAUAUUAAUUGGUUUUUUGUGCUUUGUUUGGUGAUACAAAUCAAGAAUUUCGUGGUGCUACAUAUUAUAGUAAUUAGUUAUGUAUAUCAACAUCAUAUGUAUUAUCACUCCGAAUUAUGCGUUAAUUUAUAAUAAUUUUCAGCAUCAAAUUAAUGAUCAGCUACUGGCUCCCCUUUUUGCCUU